Calliphora vicina (urban bluebottle blowfly) is the source of this 1723-nucleotide messenger RNA. RefSeq lists its product as uncharacterized. NCBI's taxonomy places the organism in Eukaryota, Metazoa, Arthropoda, Insecta, Diptera, Calliphoridae. The record is from RefSeq and is a predicted model, not a curated record. The coding region runs from base 119 to 1459 and encodes 446 amino acids. The transcript is spliced from 6 exons.
GUGCUUGUUUAGUUUAACUUUAACUUUCGGCCGAGUAAAUUAUCAAUGAAUUUGAAACUUUAGACGCGUGCAAUUUCCGCUUUAUAAACGUUUUGAAAUUAAAAAAAAUUAAAAUAAAAUGGUGGCUCCCAGCAAAGUGUUUACUAGUCCUUUAAACUGUUAUCACUGUUCUCAGUCGAUAUUACAUCCAGGCAUGGGAUGUAUAAGAUAUUUUAUAGACAAUAUCUUGCAUCAUGGCUUAUCUGGAUUAAAAUAUUUUUCGCCCUUACUAAUAACUCCUUUGGUGAUGAAAUAUAAAAUGAUGAAUCGAGAAUUGUUCCUGAGUACCCUCAAAUAUUAUUUACAAACAGUAUGUUGGGGUUCAAUGGCAACCUCGAGCGUGUUUCUAAUGAUUUGUUGUCUAAGGAACUACCUGGGCAAUUUUCGUAUUUAUACAACUCUCUUCGUACCCACUGUGCUUGGUCUACAGUUCUGCUGGAUGUUUCCCGCACGCGUCAUGAAAUUAUUUACAACUGCAACAUCACAAGCAACAUUAGAAGGUCUUUUGCGACAGAAUUCUAAUAUAUUCACGCAUUUAAUACUGCAUUCACCCGUGGCGCAAACAAUAUUAUUUAUGCUAAAUAGUGCCAUCAUUUUACACUACAAACGUAAAAAUAUUUAUAAAGAUUAUUGGUUUAUUCAACCCUAUGAACAAUUCACAAAUCCCACAACCACAGCUGGAAAAGGGGAGCAAGAGCCACUAAGCAACGAUGAAACCAAAGGUCCUGAAACCAAAGGUCAAUAUCAUGGGAAAUGUAAAACCAAAUGUGAUCAUACAAAUUUAACGUGUAGGAAAUUUUUGCUGGAUGGUAUGAAAUCAUAUCUGGUCUAUGGUAUACCAUUGGAUAUGUUAGCCAUGUUAAUCAGAGGUAAAAUACCGCGUGGAACUCAAGGUUUAACGCAGAAAAUCAUUGAGAAAUUUAAGACCUUUAGACCUAAUAUGACGGGAUUUUUUAUAUCCUAUGUUGGCAUUUAUCGGUUAUCUUCCUGCUUGUUGCGAAAAUAUUACUCUCAUUUAUCUCUGGAUCUCCAACAUGUGCUGUCUGCUUUCCUAGGCGGCUUCUCCUAUAUGUGUGUGAAACGCGUUAAUUUUAUAUCGUUUUCCUUGGUCUUAUCCACUCAGUUGUUGUGGCAACAGCUAUGUAGCAGCAUUAAAACAUCGAAAACGGGUAGAAAACCCAAUUUGGCUCUCUUGCUUAUGAAGAAUGUCCCAAUGUCUCAAAUUAUAUUUAGCCUAAAUGGUGGCUAUUUAGUGCAUAAUUAUAUUAUAAAUUAUCAUUUGGUCAGCACUUUAGCUAGAGGAUUUUUGGAUGCUCUCACCUGCAACAGAAUCAAAAAAAUGCGAGAAACAUUGGUAAACAAUGACAUACACACCUUAAUUAAUAUAGCGGAAUCAAAUACUAUUAAAAAAUUCCUUUAGUAAUUUAAAAACAUUUCCUUAAGUUUAUCAGUAUAACAGUUUAACAUAAGAUUACUGAUUAUUUGUUUACCUUAGCUACAAAUAAGAUCUGAGAGAACAGAGCCACUGUCAAAUCUGACAUGCAUAAACAUGUCCAUUAACUGAAAAACAAACAAAACAAAACACAAACAAUAGUAAUAAUAAUUGUUAUUGACUAUUAUUCGUAAAGCACUUUUAUUUUAUAAGAAUAAAGAGACCAAAUGAUAUUUGUUAAGUUAAAUAUAA